AUGAGAUCCAACAUCAAGUAAACACACUAUGUGCUCGACUUUUCUGAUAUCGAAGAUAUUUCAGAUAAUUAAUCCGAAUCUUCCUCACCUCAACACAAUCAACCUCAUGAUUCACCUCCUAGGAAUGAUAUUAAGUAAUUAUAAUAAGGCUCAUCACUUCAACCUGUCAAAAAAGAAGCAGUAGAAAUACCUUCUCUUAUAAUUUAACAAGAAGAAGACCAAAUUCAAAGACGAAAGCCUGAUAAUCUUAUUUAAAGAUGGGAAGUGAACUUUGAUGAACUGUCAGAAUAUGAAGAGGUAGAUGAUACUCCAGUAUCUAUUCAAAUACAAAAAGAACCCAGUCCACCACCUCAACUUGAAGAACCUCAAUACAUAGAGUAAUUUUUUGAAGACUAACAUAUCUUGGAGGAGGUUGAAAUAGAUUAAGAAUAAUUGAUAUUGGAAAGAGUCAAGGAAGUUUAGAAGCCAACUCUAGUAAAUAAAUAAGAAUGCUAAUUAAAACCUUAAAAAAGUGCUUUUGGGAAAGUAAAUAUUCGUAUUAUAACCAAUUCAAUCAAUAAAUAACAAAAGGAACCCAUAAAUGAUAUUAUUACCACUCCAAAAAGGGAUAUAAAUUAACUUAUUUAAUAGUCCAAACCAAAAUAGAAUGUAAAGUAGAAAUUUUACAAUCCAAAGAACUCUUUAAUAUAUUUAAGGUUGAAGGGUCGAGAAGACCUGUAUAAGAGAAAUGAUAUUGUAGUAGAUGAACCACCGAAACCAUAAGAAGUUGACUAAUUGCUUGAAGGAUUGGAUUGCAUAAAUAAUUUACUAAUAGACUUAUCGAAUCUUAAAGAAAAAAAACAGAAUAUUGUUGAAAAAAGCAACAAACAAAUUACAAUAAAAAUCCAUAAACGUAGGGUAGAUGAAAAUAAUUUAAAUAACAUAGAAAAGCAAAUUAAUAAAGAAGAUAAGAGUAAAGAACAAAAAUAAGAGAAAGUAAAAUAGUCAGAAAAAUAGUUAGAAAUAUAGUCAGAUAAAUAAUUAGAAAUAGUAAAAUAAUAAGUUUAGAAAUAGAGAGAAUCUGCUUAAAAAUAAUAACUGUAAUAAGAGGCAGCAUUGGCUAGACAAAUUAGACAAGAAAAACAGUAAUAAGAGAAGGAAAUGAAAAAAUAACAAGAGUAAAAGUUGGUUUACAAGAUUCUAACCAAAAAAUUGAUUAAUUAAGGAAUGCCAUUGUAUAGAUGUUUAUUAAGAUAAAAACAGAGGGAUUUUAUUAAAUGGUUAAGAUUCUCAGAAAUUGCAUUAAUAAAUGAAGGAGAAAAAGAGAUCUAUAGAUUUGAGAAAAGAAUGUCGGAUCAACUGUUUUUAUAGUUCCAUAAAUAGAAUAUGAAAUCAGUAACAAUAACUAAAUAAUGUAUGUUUAAUCCCAUAACUUUACAUUAUGUGUAAACAUAGGAGGUUCCCUAAGAGAACAAAUCUCUUGAAAAAGAAAAAUAAAUUAAGCAAGAAUUUGAUAAAGGUGAGAAUAAUAACAAAAUUAAUAGUGAGUGCAAGAAGCAAAAAGAAAAGAAAUAACCAAAGUAAAAAAAACUCAAAAAGAAAGAUUCAUCAGAUUGUAUUGAAAUAUCGAAGGAAGACAAGGAGAAAGACAAUGAAAAAGAGAAAGAGAAAGACAAAUCAUAGAAAAUUUAAAAGAAUAGGGGAAUAUAAUCUAAUAGUGAUGAUGAAGAUUUUGAUUUGUUGGAUGCAGAUAAAAUCUAGAUCUUAAAAGUAGUUGUUGAUAAACGAAAAUAUAAUAAUAGAUAGUAUUAAUAAUAACAGACCAUUUAACAUCCAGAUGAAUUUAAAUAACAUGAUGAGGGUGUGAUGAUUAUAUAAGGAAUAGAUCAAUAAAAUGAGUAGAAGUUUCAGCAGGAUUAAAUGCAUACUUAAUUUUAAUUAGAAUAAUAAAAAUAUUUAAAUCUUCCAGUUAAUAAAUUGGGAUAGGUGAUUGAGAAUUAAAAUGAAGUUAAGUAGAAAAAGCAUAGAACUUAUAAAUAUAGAGAAUUACCAUUGAGCAGAUUAGAAACAAAUGAUGAAAUAAAGAAGAAGGAAAAAGUUAAUGAUAAAAGAAAAGAGAAAAAGAAGUAGGAUUUUUUAUAGUUGUUGAAUGAGAUUGAAAUUGAACAAAAACAAAAACAGUUAAAGCAAGAACAAUAAAAGAGAAAGUAUAAAUCUAUAUAGUAGAAUAACAAUAAAUAAUUACAAAAGAGCUAUGAAAAAAUGGUCGGAUCUAAUAAUUUAGAAUGGUUUUAAUCAGUAGAUGUAAACUCUAAGAUUGAAAAAGAACAGAAAAUGAAAAAGUCUAAAAAUGGCAGUAGGAUAACUAGAUCAGAAGUGAAAUAAGAUGUUUAUAGUGGGAAUUCCUCAGUAGCCAGAUAGUCUUCCAUUGAGUAAGGAGUCAAUUCCCCUAAUAGAGAGUAAGUAGAAAAGAAGCCAAGAAGGCUAAGGAGGAAUGAAACUGAAAGCGAGGAUUCAGAGGAGAUUCAAUAACUUGAAAGGAAUAGAGAUAAUCACAAAAGAUCAAAAAGGUGA
Paramecium octaurelia is the source of this 2553-nucleotide messenger RNA. The record is from the annotation of a GenBank genome assembly. Lineage: Eukaryota; Ciliophora; Oligohymenophorea; Peniculida; Parameciidae.